CUUCGCCGCGCGUAUGAUGGCCAAGAUGGGUUAUGUUGAAGGUCAAGGUCUCGGUUCGACUGGUCAAGGUAUCGUCAAUCCAAUUGAGGCCCAGGCCCGACCACAGGGUGCUGGUUUGGGCGCCGUUCGAGAAAAGACAAAGCAAGCCCGAGAGGAGGAAAAACGAGCGGCGGCCUUACGCGGUGAAGUGGUGGAGGAUAGCUCAGAUGAAGAACGAAAGAGGAGGCAGAAGAAGAAAGAGGCGCGCAAACAGGGAAGUCGAAGCGGUACUGGCACACCAGUGCCACGCGCGAAGCCUCAAUUCCGCACAGCCCGAGAGAUGGAGGAAGAUAUGGCUGGUCUUGAAGUACCAAAUGUCUUGAAGUCAUUGGUUGAUGCCACGGGAAAGGAACAGCGAGUCUUGACCUCCACUGCAGGCUUGAUGACCCCGUCCGAAUUCGUUAAACCUGGUGAAGGUGAAGCUCUUAAGAUUGCACAACGAGCGCGCCAUGAUCUAGAGGCUUUUGCGGAUGAAUGGAAAGGAUUGACUGAAAGGAAGAAGUUUAUUGAUCUGGAGGAGGCGCAGCUUGUGGAGCAAAUGGAUACACAACAACUCCGAAUGGACCAGCUAACAGAGUUGGUCGCUGCCAUUGGGGGAUUGGAAAUCUUCCAAGAUGACAGUACGCGGGGACGUUUCGACGAAGUUACUGAGAAGCUGGAAUCCUUGGAAAUCAAAUAUCGGAAUGAAAUUGAUGAAUACCGUCUCCCCGAGACAGCUGUUGCGGCCAUUCAUCCUCUGUUCCGCCAAGCGAUGGAGGAAUGGGAACCUCUUCAAGAUCCGACAUACCUCGUGUCAAAUCUUCGCCGCCUUCAGCCCCUUUUAUCCCGGCAGAAAGACGAUCAAAAUACACAGCGGCAAUCCACUUCACCUUAUGAAAGUAUGAUAUACACUUUGUGGCUACCUCGUGUGCGCUCGGCACUCCUCAACGACUGGGACGUUUAUGACCCGAGGCCAGCCACCUCCCUUGUCGUUGCGUGGAAAGAGAUUAUACCACACUUUGUUUUGGCGAACGUUCUUGAUCAGCUCGUGGUUCCGAAGCUCACCGGUGCUCUGAAAGAAUGGAAGCCUAGAAGCAGUAGCAGACGCCACACUUCCUCACAUCAUAGUUCUCGCUUCCCAUGGUGGCUAUUCUCAUGGCUACAGUAUCUUGGUGAACGACAUACGGACCCAAGACAGCCUACAGGUCUCCUUUCAGAUGCCAAGAGAAAAUUCCGCGUUGUCUUGGAUUCCUGGGACCUCAGAAAAGGCUUGGUUGAUGGCAUUCAGCUGUGGCGCGAUGCGUUGGGCUCAGAGUUUGACGUAUGCUUACGAAACCACCUCUUACCACGACUGGGUCGCCAUCUCCGUGAAGAUUUUGAAGUAAACCCACAAGACCAAGAUGUCUCAGCACUGGAAAACAUCUUCAAAUGGAAAGAUUUCUUCAAGCCUAAUGUUUUCGGGUUAUUGCUGGUAGCCGAAUUUUUCCCUAAGUGGCACAAUAUUCUGUAUAUUUGGCUCACCAAUGACCCGAACUACGAAGAGGUUGGCGAGUGGUUCUCCUGGUGGCGAACCCAAAUCCCCGAAGACGUCAACGAGCUGACUAUCGUCGACGACGAGUGGAAGAAAGGCUUGCGGACCAUGGACCUUGCAUCUCGCUUGGGUGAUCGCGCUGCUGCAGAGCUUCCACCCCCAUCAUCUACCACUGCAGAGCAGCUUCCUGAGGAAAAGCCCCAUGUGCCAGCGGAGGCACCAUCCACGAAAGCUCGCAAGCCCAAGGUCGUGGAAGAGGUCGCCUUCAAAGACAUUCUCGAAACCUGGUGCACAGAACAGGGGCUCAUCAUGCUCCCAUUGCGAGAAGCACAUCCGCAAAAUGGCCAACCUCUCUUCAGAAUCACAGCCAGCGCUACCGGAAAGGGUGGUGUCGUGGCCUUUGUCCAGGGAGAUGUUGUCUGGGUGCAGAACAAGAAAGCAAAGGACGUUUGGGAGCCGAUGGGGCUGGAAAACCAGCUUGUGGAGCGUGCAGAGAGCAGAUGAUAUCCCUAUUUUUUGUUAUAUUAGCAUGGACUACAGUUUUUGGCUAGUUUUCACGAUACCUUGUAUUUAGAUAUCCACUUAUCAUGAUUACAUUGAUAUACAUAUAAUUAUAGAAGUGGCUGAACACACCUUCAAA
Molecule: messenger RNA, 2189 nt
Organism: Aspergillus caelatus
Lineage: Eukaryota; Fungi; Ascomycota; Eurotiomycetes; Eurotiales; Aspergillaceae
Product: putative G-patch domain protein (TFIP11)
Exons: 1
Coding region: 14-2053 (679 amino acids)
Biological process (GO): spliceosomal complex disassembly
Cellular component (GO): U2-type post-mRNA release spliceosomal complex
Molecular function (GO): nucleic acid binding
Source: RefSeq, a predicted model, not a curated record